AGCGCCAUAGCCCAACGAAAUGUCAUUUUCGAUUUUCCUACUUCCCAACGAAAAUUACUUCCCAAAAAUUUUCCAUUUCAUUUUUGCCGCCUUUCACUUGCCGUCGAUCUGUGCUACAAGUCACCGGUGAGCGCACGCUGGUUAACCUGCGCACCCCGCCUAGGGCAAAAUACUUGCGGUCAUCCUCUGCUUCACUUCACGCUACUCUACAGCUCUCUGUGAAGCUCAUGAAUUGAAUUGGCAGCUUUGACUGAGGUUGGUGAGCUGGUCAUUUCAACAUGUAUAUAAAGCAGGUUAUAAUUGAAGGAUUUAAGAGCUACAGAGAACAAGUUGCUACUGAGGCCUUCAGCCCAAAAGUUAAUUGUGUUGUUGGUGCCAAUGGGUCGGGAAAGACGAAUUUCUUCCAUGCAAUUCGGUUUGUACUAAGUGACCUUUUCCAAAACCUUAGGAGCGAGGAUAGGCAUGCUCUACUCCAUGAAGGGGCAGGUCACCAAGUAUUAUCUGCGUUUGUGGAGAUUGUCUUUGAUAAUGCUGACAAUCGAAUCCCGGUUGAUAAGGAGGAAGUGCGUUUGCGAAGAACCAUUGGUUUGAAGAAGGAUGAGUAUUUCUUGGAUGGAAAACACAUCACGAAAACCGAGGUUAUGAAUUUGCUGGAAAGUGCUGGGUUCUCUCGCUCCAAUCCUUAUUAUGUUGUGCAGCAAGGAAAGAUAGCAUCAUUGACACUGAUGAAAGACUCUGAACGGCUGGAUUUACUGAAGGAAAUUGGUGGCACUCGGGUGUAUGAGGAGAGACGUCGAGAAAGUUUGAAAAUUAUGCAGGAAACAGGAAACAAAAGAAGGCAGAUAAUUCAAGUUGUUCAGUACUUGGACGAGAGAUUAAAGGAAUUGGAUGAAGAGAAAGAGGAACUGAGAAAGUAUCAGCAACUUGACAAGCAGCGAAAAUCUUUGGAAUACACUAUUUAUGACAAGGAACUUCAGGAUGCUCGCCAAAAACUGGCAGAGGUAGAAGAUGCUCGAAACAAGGUUUCUGAAACGUCAACGAAGAUGUAUAAUAGCGUGCUGGAUGCCCAUGAAAAGUCCAAGGACUUGGACAAGAUUAUGAAGGAUCUGACUAAAGAGCUUCAAGCUUUAUCUAAAGAGAAAGAAGCAAUAGAAAAACAAAGAACAGAAGCAAUAAAGAAGCAUACAGAGCUUGAGCUUGAUGUGAAAGAUUUGCAGGAGAAGAUAUCUGGAAACUUCGGAGCCAAAGGAGAUGCUGUGAGACAGUUGCAGACUCUGCAGAAAGAAAUUCAGGAUUCAAUGGAUGAACUUGAGAAAAUGAAUCCUCUGUAUGAGGAUCAAGUCAUGAAGGAAAAGGAGAUCACAAAAGGAAUAAUGGAACGCGAGAAGCAGCUUAGCAUACUUUAUCAAAAACAAGGUCGUGCAACCCAGUUUUCAAGUAAAGCUGCUCGUGACAAAUGGCUCCAAAAGGAAAUUGAUGAUCUCGAGCGAGUUCUUUCUUCAAAUUUGGCCCAGGAGCAAAAACUUCAGGACGAAAUUAAACGGCUUAAUGCUGAGUUGAGCGAGCGGGAUGCCUACAUUGAGGCCCGAAGAAGAGAGAUUGCUACUAUUGAAUCUCUCAUCUCUCAGUCACAUGCAGGGUUCAAUCAUCAUAAGUCACAGAGGGACAAGUUGCAGGAUGAGCGCAAGUCCCUGUGGAGGAAUGAAACUGAACUUUCUGCUGAAAUUGAGAAGCUGAGAACAGAAGUUGAGAAGGCUGAAAAGAGCCUGGAUCAUGCGACUCCUGGUGAUGUCAGGAGAGGGCUAAAUUCUGUUCGUAAGAUUUGCAGAGAGUAUAAAAUUCCUGGGGUAUUUGGUCCAAUUAUUGAGUUGCUUGAUUGCGAUGAAAAGUUUUUUACUGCUGUUGAAGUAACUGCUGGGAACAGCUUGUUUCACGUUGUGGUUGAAAAUGAUGAAAUAUCAACACAGAUAAUUAGGCACCUUAAUUCAUUGAAGGGUGGACGAGUUACGUUUAUCCCCCUAAAUAGGGUGAAGGCUCCACGGGUAAUUUAUCCACAGAAUUCAGAUGUGGUUCCUCUGUUAAAGAAGUUAAAGUUUGCUCCAAACUAUAACCCAGCAUUUGCCCAGGUAUUUGCAAGAACAGUUGUUUGUCGAGAUCUGGAUGUGGCUACCAGGGUUGCUCGUACCGAUGGUCUAGACUGCAUUACUUUGGAAGGUGAUCAAGUCAGCAAGAAGGGUGGUAUGACAGGAGGGUUUUAUGACCAUAGACGUUCAAAAUUGAAGUUUAUGUGUACAAUCAUACAGAACACAAAAUCUAUCAACAUAAAGGAAGAAGAACUGGAGAAAGUUAGAUUUAUGCUUCAAGAGAUAGACCAGAAAAUUACAGAUCUCGUAACUGAACAGCAGAAAAUUGAUGCUAAGCGGGCCCACGACAAAUCAGAACUAGAACAGCUUAAGCAGGACAUUGCCAAUGCUGAUAAGCAGAAAAUUUUGAUUUCUAAAGCUCUUGGGAAUAAGGAAAAAUCACUUGCUGAUGUGCGGAGUCAAAUUGAUCAGCUUAGAGCCAGUAUGGCCAUGAAGAGGGCUGAAAUGGGCACAGAUCUCAUUGAUCAUUUAACUCCAGUGGAGAAGGAUCUUCUCUCAAGAUUAAACCCUGAAAUAGCAGAUCUAAAAGAGAAGCUUAUUUCAUGCAAGACAGAUCGUAUUGAGACCGAGUCAAGAAAGGCAGAGCUUGAGACUAAUUUAACCACAAACCUCAAGAGGCGUAAGCAAGAACUAGAGGCCAUAAUCUCCACCAUGGAGACUGACAAUUUGCAUGGUGAAGCUGAAAUUAAGAGUCAGGAACUGAAUGAUUCUAGAUUGUUGGUUGAAGAUUUAACAGAGCAGCUCAGAAGAGUUUCCGAAAGCAUAGAUGGCCAGUCAAAGCAACUCAAGAGAAUUAAAGAUGAAAAGACUAAGUUAAAGAAUUUGGAAGACAACUAUGAGAGGACUCUUCAGGAUGAAGCCAAAGAGCUGGAGCAACUUUUGAGUAAAAGAAAUAUGUUUCUUGCUAAACAAGAGGAAUACUCAAAGAAAAUCAGGGAGUUGGGCCCAUUGUCUUCAGAUGCUUUUGAAACGUAUAAGCGAAGGAGUAUCAAAGAAUUGCAUAAAAUGCUGCACAGAUGCAAUGAGCAGCUGCAACAAUUUAGUCAUGUCAACAAGAAAGCACUUGAUCAGUAUGUGAAUUUUACAGAACAACGAGAAGAACUCCAGAAAAGGCAAGCCGAGCUGGAUGCGGGUGAUGAGAAAAUUGGAGAACUUAUACAGGUUUUGGAUCAAAGGAAGGAUGAAUCAAUAGAACGUACUUUUAAAGGUGUUGCUAGGCACUUUCGAGAAGUUUUCUCAGAACUUGUGCAAGGUGGCCAUGGUUACCUUGUUAUGAUGAAGAAAAAGGAUGGUCACCAUGGUGAUGAUGAUCAGGAUGAGGAUGGACCACGUGAAGCGGAUUUAGAGGGAAGAGUUGAGAAAUAUAUUGGUGUAAAAGUGAAGGUUUCUUUUACCGGACAAGGGGAAACUCAGUCGAUGAAGCAGUUGUCUGGGGGUCAGAAAACUGUUGUUGCGCUAACGCUUAUCUUUGCCAUCCAGCGAUGUGAUCCUGCUCCCUUUUAUCUUUUUGAUGAAAUAGAUGCAGCACUGGAUCCUCAAUACCGAACAGCUGUUGGGAAUAUGAUCCGGCGCCUGGCAGACAUGGCAAAUACUCAAUUUAUAACCACAACAUUCCGGCCAGAGCUUGUGAAAGUUUCUGACAAAAUAUAUGGUGUUGAACAUAAAAACAGGGUGAGCCGUGUCAACGUUGUCUCGAAGGAAGAUGCAUUGGACUUCAUCGAGCAUGACCAGUCUCACAAUGCAGAGUAAAGGAUCUGAUUUUUUUUUUGGGUCCGUCCAGCAAGGCUCGAUAAAGAAUGAUGGAUCAAUUUGCAUUUUGUUAAAUUUACACACUGAUAGCGGAGUCAGAUCUUGUACAAAGUAGGUUUUGCUUCUGUAGAUGCUGAACCACUAGCGUCAUCCAUUUGCCGUUUGUUGUAUAAGCUUGCAUUACUCUUAAAGUAUGAACCAUGGGCACAAAAUACUUGUAAAUGGAAUGCCACUUUGAACCUGAGAAAUUGGAUUCUGUUGUUGGUACAUAUUA
This is a messenger RNA of Prunus avium (sweet cherry), 4167 nucleotides long. The record is from RefSeq and is a predicted model, not a curated record. Lineage: Eukaryota; Viridiplantae; Streptophyta; Magnoliopsida; Rosales; Rosaceae.